AUGGACAUAGCUAAGUGUCGUCCACUUUCGAUAGUGACCCCGUUGUCGACUCGUACAACGAGCAGAGUAGAUCCCCAUCGCGAGGGGGGAUCGGACAGUAGUUCUUGGACUGAGAUGCCCGACGAACUCGACCAGAAAAUACAAGAUGUCCACAAGCGCAUCGAGACGGAACGCAAGGUCCUUGAUGCUUCAAGGCUCCUCCGCCAGGCUACAACGAACCAAGAUGUUCUGCGCCGCAACGAUGCUAAAAUCAAGGAGGCAGAACGUUCUCUGUCUUAUUUUGAAGACACCCUCCGCGAGCUACAAGCCCGCAGGAAAGCCCAGUCGAUGCGGGAAGAUCUCUCCCGAUCAGGAACUGUCCAGUCGUCUUCCAUGGCUUCCUCAGCAAGUUCAAAGAGUGUUCGCUCGUCUGAUAGGGAUCGUUCUCUCCCACAAAUCCCAUCCGACCGCGACGCCCUGGCCCGCCGCAGCCACUCCCCAGCUUCCUCUAUGACAUAUAUCGCUGGAAGUGGAGAAAGUGAUGGUGCCUCCUCCGCCAAGCAGUAUUCAAAUCUCGAUCUCAUAAAGGCUGAUACCCCCCAUACAACUGCUAAAAUAUCCCGGAUGCUUCACCAAUUGGAGUUCAAGCUCCAAGUUGAGAUGCAAUAUAAACAGGGAAUCGAGAAAAUGGUCAAGUUAUACCAGGCUGAUGGCGAUAAGAAGUCCCGUGCAGACGCCGACAGCAAGCGAGUCGAGAGCGAAAGGAAAAUCCAGCUCUUGAUGUCAGCUCUCAAGCGAUACAAGACUUUACACAUCCUUGACGAUGUCGAGGAAGAAGAGCAGGGAGUGGAUGGAAGCCGAAAAGACAACAUUCGGGCGAAACCGCUGUCUGGAAAGCUGUAUAUCACAGUUAAAGCUGCCCGCGAACUUGAUCACGCUCCAAUCGUGUCGUCGAGCCGUUUGCGGCCGUCUUCCAAGCAGGUCAACGAAACAUACGUUUCCAUGAAGGUAGAGGGUACCCAACGCGCUCUUUCGCAUCCCUCGCGCACGGACCGUUGGAAUGAAGAUUUUGAAAUUGCAGCAGAUAAAGCGAAUGAGGUUGAAAUAGCUAUUUACGACAAACAGUUGUCCGAACCGCAUCCUUUCCCUAUCGGUUUUCUUUGGAUCAGGAUUGGUGACCUUGUGGAAGCUCUCCGACGUCAAAAGGUCAUGAUGGACAGUGGUCAAGGUGGCUGGGUCACCGCAGGUGCGAUGGACGGUGAUUCUCCCGGCGGGAGAGCACACCCUUCAGCAACGGGAACGUUCGGAGACACCAAUGCGCCUCUUAGUCUCGGUCCAUCCGCGGGCACGUCUAAUCCAGGUGGCUGCGUCAGUCAAAGUGAAGGUAUCGACGGUUGGUUUGCUGUUGAACCUGCUGGUGCGCUUUACCUCCAUCUGAAUUUCGUCAAGGAAAAUGUGAGGAAGCGACCACUUGAUGGGCUUGGUGGAUUAGGUCGUCAAGGAGCGGUCAGGAAACGCAAAGGAGAGGUCCAUGAAAUGAAUGGACACAAGUUCGUUCAACGGCAAUUCUACCAAAUUAUGAUCUGCGCCUUUUGUGGUGAAUUUCUCCUGAACGCGUUGGGAUACCAGUGCGAGGACUGUCGAUAUACAUGUCACAAGAAAUGCUACGACAAAGUCAUCACGAAGUGUAUCGCCAAGUCCAAUACGGGUGAGGGAGAUGAAGAGAAAAUUAACCACCGCAUCCCCCAUCGCUUCGAGCCACUCACCAACAUGGGUGCCAAUUGGUGCUGCCACUGCGGUUACAUGCUUCCCCUGGGGCGGAAGAACGCUCGUCGAUGUUCAGAAUGCGAUAUUACUUGUCACGCCAAUUGUGCUCAUCUCGUACCGGACUUCUGUGGCAUGUCGAUGGAAACAGCUAAUCAACUUCUACGUGAUUGGCGGGACAUAAACCGUGCCCGGGGAGGCAAGGCUGCUGCUGCCGCCCGAACUACAGCCCAGACGUCGACACCGCAAGCCCGCCCGUCAUCGCUCCCCUCCGCAGAUGUUUCCCUUAGUCAAGGAGUGGACAGACUGCAGCUGACCGGGAGUGUCGAUAUCGGUUCCCCUGGAGCAGAUCCGUUUGCCCGCCGACCUCCUACACAGGAUGGAGUUGACGUGCGACAUUAUCAGACAUCUAGUAUUCCUCCGCGACCACCCCCUGGGGCAAGAAUCCCGGUCCCGCCUGCUUAUCCAAACGAACAGAUGCUACCUCCUGCAGCCUACGAGCAGGAUAGCUACAGCAUUUCUCAACAGAAACAGGCGUACUCUCAACAACAGUAUACAUCACCAAGGAGCCAGCAUGCUGAACUCUCGCCUGCCCAGCGAGCCCCACUCCGCAAGCGCAAAGUUGGCUUGGAUGAUUUCAACUUUCUUGCCGUGCUCGGAAAGGGCAACUUCGGGAAAGUCAUGCUAGCGGAAGAGAAGAAAACCAACGCAUUAUAUGCGAUCAAGGUGCUUAAGAAGGAGUUCAUUAUCGAUAAUGAUGAGGUCGAGAGUACUCGCUCGGAGAAACGCGUCUUUCUUGCGGCUGCUCGUGAGCGCCACCCCUUCCUACUCGGUCUUCACUCUUGUUUCCAGACGGAGACACGAAUCUAUUUCGUGAUGGAGUAUGUUAGUGGUGGUGAUUUGAUGCUGCACAUUCAACGCAAGCAGUUUUCCCUGCGUCAAGCCAAAUUCUACGCGUCUGAAGUUCUCCUUGCUCUGGAAUACUUCCAUGCCAAUGGAAUCAUUUAUCGCGAUCUCAAACUCGACAACAUCCUACUGACUCUUGACGGACACGUCAAAGUUGCAGACUACGGACUGUGCAAGGAGGAGAUGUGGUAUGGUAUGACCACAAGUACCUUCUGUGGUACUCCAGAAUUUAUGGCGCCCGAGAUCCUGCUCGAACAACGCUAUGGGCGUGCCGUGGACUGGUGGGCCUUCGGCGUGUUGACAUACGAAAUGCUACUCGGCCAAUCGCCAUUCCGUGGUGACGAUGAAGAUGAAAUUUUCGAUGCCAUUCUAGAAGAUGAACCUUUAUACCCGAUUACUAUGCCGAGGGAUGCGGUCUCCAUUUUACAAAAGUUGUUAACUAGAGACCCCACACGCCGGCUGGGCGCUGGUAAGGAGGACGCAGAGGAGGUCAAGAGACAUCCCUUCUUCAAAGACGUAAGCUUUGACGACAUCCUCCACAAACGCAUUCCGCCUCCGUAUUUCCCUACAAUUAACGGCGUCGCCGACACUAGUAACUUCGACGAAGAGUUUACUCGGGAGCAACCAACUUUGACUCCUGUACACGGGCAGUUAACCACGAGGGACCAAGCAGAGUUCGCCGGAUUCUCCUGGGUGGCAUCGUGGGCGGAUAUUUAA
Pisolithus orientalis is the source of this 3366-nucleotide messenger RNA. RefSeq lists its product as uncharacterized. The coding region runs from base 1 to 3366 and encodes 1121 amino acids. Lineage: Eukaryota; Fungi; Basidiomycota; Agaricomycetes; Boletales; Pisolithaceae. The transcript has 13 exons. Gene Ontology annotation, molecular function: diacylglycerol-dependent serine/threonine kinase activity; ATP binding. The record is from RefSeq and is a predicted model, not a curated record. Gene Ontology annotation, biological process: fungal-type cell wall biogenesis; protein phosphorylation; signal transduction.